Stegostoma tigrinum is the source of this 3212-nucleotide messenger RNA. RefSeq names its product transmembrane protein 125. The record is from RefSeq and is a predicted model, not a curated record. The coding region runs from base 2053 to 2715 and encodes 220 amino acids. The transcript has a single exon. NCBI's taxonomy places the organism in Eukaryota, Metazoa, Chordata, Chondrichthyes, Orectolobiformes, Stegostomatidae.
GUUGACAAUCUAAUUUGACUGAGCUUAUUUUUUGUUGUAACUGCCACCACCAUCUCCAGCUGCACAGUUACUACAGAAAGGGUCUGUUUGCUGCACAAAGAUGAUAUUCACAGGCCAGUAAUCAGAGGUAAAGUACAAUGUGAAAACCAAAUGAAACUCAUAGCAGUAAGAAAACAAAGCGUGUGUGAGACAUCUGAUCAGGGAUCUAGCCAUUAUAGUCUACGUUUUGUUUAAUUCUGAGAAGCAACGUUAGAUUGUUAUAUGAUAUAGUCCGCUAUGUUUCCUACAAGAAAAAAAAUCCAAUUGUUCAAGAUCGUCUGCAGCACUCCACCUGAGAUCCAAUAAAAAUUUUAUAUAAGUAGUUACUGUUGGAAAUCCAACAUACUUUUAUUUGGGCAUAUUUCCUUGUGGUUCCGGAAUUUUAAGCAAUAGUAAAUUAUUAUCGUUCGACGUGCUUCCUGUGGUUCCAUUUUAAGUCGAAAUUCCAGAUGAAAGGUUGAUGGUGAAAGGUGAAAGUGAGGGCACGCAUUCGAUCAGGAAGUUUCAGAAAGAGCAGUAAACCAGUGAAGAUCACCUGCACAAGCAGGGAGAUGCAGGAAGAGACCCGGCUGGAUUUUGUGAACACGGCGGUGUAAAAAUAGCACAAACCGAAAGCUCUUUUACUCCGAAGGACUAGAGGUGGGCGGAGUCGGGACCUGUUGACUGCAGGGUUACCUGAAACAAGUCAACAGCACGAACAGGCAGCGUGCACAAGAUCCUGUGGGGGGCAGAUAAAACCCACCGUGGGUGGGAAUGACCGAUGGAUUCACUCCAGAUAGUGAUCGUUUACCAGCCGGCCACUCCCCGUAAGCCUUCAUUCUGGGGAUAAGUUACCUGAUCGGUGACCGGAGUAACUGAUCUGAUAGGAAAGCUGGAAAUUAAACACCUUUAUACCUGUGAGAGGCUGCAAAUGAUCAGUGCGCUGUAUAACAGGAAGCAUAUCCACUCCAAACUGUACCUUGAUUACAGCAGAACGAAGAUCUGCGCCUCAAGAACACAGAGCUUGCACUGUCAAUUGAUUCUGGUGAUAAACCUCAAAUACACCGUGGAAGUGGAGUGAGUAUAUUUAAAUCUAUUUGUGCCGGAUACGUAUGAAUUAUAGCCCUGAGUGAAACCGUUCUUUUGCUGCACACCAGGGCCGUACUGAACUGGCUGUUCGAUAGUUAACUCCACAUGAGAUAUUAACCCUAUACUGAAACAUGCAUCCAACUUGAAAUUCAGACUCCACCUCAAUCCAGUUAUUUUGUGAUCGACAAAAUGUUAAGUCUGCGAUAGAUUUGACCCUAGGGGCAGCACUGAACUGCAGAGGGUACACACCAAGCAGCUUCAGUCAAUAACCUGGGAGUUUCAUUUCAUCCACAGUGUUUCUUCUGGAAAACUUCCAGGCUCAAAAUCACGAGAGCUUUCUUGAACUGCAGUUUGAGAGACGGGAAGCAAACAACGGCAGUAUUGAAAGGAGCAAAGCAGAGAUAAACAUACAAGGAAACGUGUUAUGUGCCACUGGCUGACCUUAGAGGAUAACGUUUUAUGUUACUCUCCAGUGAGCUCCUGCAGCUUUGCAAUAUCAAGCACCUUUGGCUCUCAAACCAACAAAAUAAGUUUCAGAUCUCCAGCAUCCACGACUGUUUUUAAAUAAUAUUUGAACCAUGUGUCCAGGACUGUGUUAUUCCGAGGUCCUGAAGAAUGCUUGAGGACCCUGAAUGUGAAAGAUUAUGCUAAAAUCCUUCCAUGUUGUGAUUGGGAUUUAGGAUGUCUACAGCAAAUUGAAGUGGAGACCUUACCUGAGUGUAAAGUAUGAAAUUUCUGCCUUCAUACAUCUAAGAUCUAAAAAGCCUGUCUCACGCUUACAUGACUUGACUGUGUGCAUCCAAACAGCAUUGAAGGUUUCGGAUAUAGGAUUAAUCUUUUUACAGGACUCCUUGAGAUGUAUGUUUUGCACAUUUAAUGCCUUACGUUGUUGAAGCUUGACUUCCUUUCUUUUUCUUAUGGCUAUUUGUGGAACAAUUUUACCAAAUGCCUGAGCUUUCCGAGAUCAUGUCUGGCAAUUUCCCAGCAAGUCGUUCCCGGAUCCAGCAGAGUAUCCUGGAAGAUCAGGUGGAAUUAUGGUGGUUCCAAGAUCUUAAACGAUCAAUCCUGUGCUAUGCUGUGGCUGUGAUCCUAAUCCUAGGAACUGGGUUGGGAGGAAUUGUUCUAUUAUCUACAGCUACUAGUAAAUCAAGUGAAUGGAGGCUGGGAGUAGGGACUGUCCUGUGUCUUUUGGCUCUCUGCAUUCUUUUAAAACAACUGAUGAGCUCUGCUAUCCAGGACAUGAAUUGCAUGAGGAACCGAUCACAGAUUGACAAGUUAAGGAGUGGAGGCUUAAUUGAUUAUUUGAUUAUUUUAGUUGCCGGAGUGAUAAUACUAGUCUGUGGCCAUGCAUUGAUAAUCCUAGCAAAUUCUGAUCCUUAUCCUUCGGGUAGAUCCUGGAGUGACAUGUUAAUUGCAGGCACUGCCAUUACAUUAGCUGGAUACAUUAUUCUCCUCUCACUCCUGGUGUACAGUUUAAUCUUCAAAUUCUGCCCCCAUAUAGCUGCCAGCUCCCCAAACAGAGGGGUGCCAAGUGUUUAUGUGAUAUCAUCAGGCAAUGCAGAGGGGAGGCCAAGGGAGUUUUCCUCCAGUACAGCCAAUCUAAUAUAAAACCAGCACUGACUGACUUCACCAGGAACCAAACGUUGCUCAGACUCUGUGAUGACUUAUCAGGCUGGGCUUGUUUGGUGCACAGUUCAUGGUGAAAACAGGAGAAAUUUAUAGGAUAACUGCACAAACAGUCCUUCACAAUAGUAAUUAAUGCAGGCCAGUAUAGAUUGUGAUUCAUUGAAGCCUAAUUUGUAACUAAUUUAUAAAUCUUCACAUUUAACAAUUAUCAUCAUGAGCUGAAAAGAUGAAAUUAGAAUGAAAUUAAUGAAAACUGAAUUGUAAAGGUUAUAUCUGCAGAUAUUACUCAUUGGUGAACAAUUAACUAUUGCAAAUUAUUGUUACCUCACAACUGUAGCUGUUAUGAGUGGUACUCACAUUGCAAAAGCACUUUACUGAGUGAAUCAAGACUAAUGGAAACAAGCAUACUUUUCUACUACUGUCAGUAAUAUCAGUCACUGUUUUACUGCUGAUAAUAAAUGCAAUUGUUAAAUACUUAA